Molecule: messenger RNA, 585 nt
Organism: Candidula unifasciata
Lineage: Eukaryota; Metazoa; Mollusca; Gastropoda; Stylommatophora; Geomitridae
Source: the annotation of a GenBank genome assembly
GAGUGGGAAUACUCUAUGCGACGAGAGAUGCAGGAAAUUAUACCAGGGGUUUUUCUAGGGCCCUACGCUGUUGCUAUGAAGUCAAAGCUGGAGUUCCUGAAGUGUGCUGGGAUAACUCAUAUCAUCUGCAUUAGGCAAUCUAUCGAAGCCAAUUUUGUGCGACCCAAUUUCCUACAACAUUUCACCUAUCUGGUACUUGAUAUAGCUGACAGCCCUACAGAGAAUAUUAUCCAGCAUUUUAAGGAGACCAAGAAGUUUAUAGAUAGAUGCUUGGCCCAGGGUGGCAAAGUUCUUGUUCAUGGAAAUGGCGGACUCUCUCGCAGUGCAGCAGUUGUAAUUGCCUAUGUGAUGGAAACAUACUCACUGUCCUACAGAGAAGCUGUGGCAAGUGUCCGCAACAAGAGGUUCUGUAUAAGUCUGAAUGAUGGUUUCUUGAACCAGCUAGCAGAGUAUGAACACAUCUAUAAAGCACAAAUACUUUCUGACACCUCAGAGGCAGCAUCUCAAAAUCUAUUGAAGAGAAAACGACUAGAGGAUGAUUUUGACAAUUCACCUCCUGAAGACUGGCCAACAGAAAAUUCUUGA